UGCAGCCUAAACCGCUCGCUCUGACAGCAUAAUUAUGAGUAAAAGGCGAAAAGUUGGACUUUGACAAGAAAUAGCUCGCUCGCGCGGCGCGCCACUCCCAAAAAUGAGCGAGGAGAACACAAGUAAGCGCGUGAGGAAUCCCCGUGCAUAUUGUGAUGGAUAUUAUCCGGAUGCGUGCAUCUUGAAAACAACUUGGGAAGAUCUCUGAGUUGAGUCGAGACAUCACUCCCGCUGUUGCACAACACGUCACAUCUUAUGAGGACACAGGGGGCGUCAGAUUUUGCUGACCUUAGCAUCUUUGGACCGUUGCAAUGGGAAGCUCUUUGAAAAUGACACCUUAAGGGAGUCCCCCUCGCUUUACCUGCUCUCAUCUCAGGCUUACAGUUAUCCGUUCAUCCUGAAGGCUGCGAUACGAGUGGAUAUAUUCGAGUCCAGCGCAGCAGUUGUGGCGCAGCGGGCGGGUGGAAGACCAGGAACAUUGCAGUACCUGUAAUGACUGACUGCUGAAAGAGACCACUGCACUCACUGACCCUGGGAACAAGGCGUUUUAUUAGUUCUGCUGGUGUCAUGCAAACAAGCCGACUGGCACAAUCAAUUUGCAGAUGAUUUCUCUGGAGCUUUUGGGAGGGUUUGUGUUUGCAGCGUUUCCUGGAUUCUAAUGCACAUGAGAGGUGUCAACGGGUGAGAAGAGGCCCCUAUUUUUCCUGUUUCUUUCCCACAAACGUUUUUUUAGAGGCAACAGAAUUGAAUCCUGACCACAAAUUACAGGUUGCAUUCAUUCACAGUAUGACUGUUGUCACAGGCGACCCAGUUGAUGAAGCUGCAGCUCUCCCGGGUCAGCCACAGGACACUUAUGACCCGGAACCAGACCAUGAGUGCUGUGAAAGGGUGGUCAUUAACAUCUCUGGCCUGCGCUUUGAGACACAGCUCAAAACUCUAUCUCAGUUCCCAGAGACAUUGCUUGGGGACCCCAAAAAGAGAAUGCGCUACUUUGACCCUCUGAGGAAUGAGUACUUUUUUGAUAGAAAUCGCCCAAGUUUUGAUGCCAUUCUCUACUACUACCAAUCAGGCGGCAGGUUGCGAAGGCCUGUCAAUGUGACUUUGGAUAUUUUUUCAGAGGAGAUACGCUUUUACGAGCUUGGGGAGGAAGCCAUUGAGAUGUUCAGGGAGGAUGAGGGAUUUAUUAAGGAGGAGGAGAAACUUCUGCCCGAAAAUGAGUUUCAGAGGCAGGUAUGGCUGCUCUUUGAGUACCCUGAAAGUUCAGGGCCUGCCAGGAUUAUCGCCAUCAUUUCAGUCAUGGUCAUUCUCAUAUCUAUAGUCAGUUUUUGCUUGGAGACACUUCCAGUUUUUCGCAACGAGGAAAUGGAGAUGCAAAAAGCAACCAACUCCAGCUCAACAAUUAGCUCCACCUCCACCUACUUCACUGAUCCUUUCUUCAUCCUGGAAACACUUUGCAUCAUAUGGUUCUCCUUUGAGUUCCUGGUGCGGUUCUUUGCAUGUCCCAGUAAAGCAGGCUUCUUUGUCAAUAUAAUGAACAUCAUUGACAUUGUAGCUAUAAUACCUUACUUCAUCACCUUGGGCACAGAGCUGGCAGAGAAGCCAGAAGAUGGUCAACAGGGGCAGCAAGCUAUGUCACUUGCCAUUUUGAGGGUCAUCAGAUUAGUACGAGUCUUCAGGAUCUUCAAACUUUCCCGACACUCGAAAGGGCUCCAGAUCCUCGGCCAAACGCUCAAGGCCAGUAUGAGGGAGCUGGGUCUGCUUAUCUUCUUUCUCUUCAUCGGGGUCAUCCUCUUCUCUAGUGCCGUCUUCUUUGCAGAAGCAGACGAAGCAGACUCGCAGUUUGUAAGCAUCCCUGAUGCCUUCUGGUGGGCAGUGGUCUCAAUGACAACAGUAGGCUAUGGUGAUAUGGUUCCAACUACCAUUGGAGGAAAAAUUGUAGGAUCCCUGUGCGCUAUCGCUGGUGUGCUGACCAUUGCAUUGCCGGUGCCUGUCAUAGUCUCAAAUUUCAACUACUUCUACCAUAGGGAGACAGAGGGUGAGGAGCAGGCCCAGUACCUUAAUGUGACCAGUGUCCCUAAGAUAGAUUCAUCAGAAGACCUAAAGAAGAGUCGUAGUGGGUCAACCAUGAGCAAGUCUGACUACAUGGAAAUUCAAGAGGCUGUUAACAACAGCAACGAGGACUUUCGAGAAGAGAACAUAAAGACCGGCAACUGCACCCUAACCAACACUAACUAUGUUAACAUCACCAAAAUGCUUACAGAUGUUUAACUGCUGUGAACCACCUUGACUAAAAAGGUGACAUGAAGAGCUUUAAGAAGGGGAUUCAACACCCUUGUUUCGAUGGCUUUACAUGCCAAAUGCGAGAGUUUCGAAAGAGAACUGAAAUAGUCUGUUUGAACAAAGGAUCAAUGAAGAAGACCUGUCUAUUGUCCCAUCUCCAUUCCUCUCGUACCUCUCCCAGUUCUGGAAAACUUGAUUUGGUGGGAGGCAAUGUUCUGCAUCCUUGUGUUCCAUGUCUGCAUGGGGUUUGUCUUACCUAUGUGACUGUUCCAGUAGUCGUUCUGCUUGCAACAGUAGCCAAAUCGUAGUCUAACCACUAGAAACCUGUACAAGCGUAGCAUAGAGGGACCAAUUCAUGAUGCCCGUGCCCACCCAUUCACUGCCAACCUGAGGACCCUUUUGAGUCCCUUCUGAGACAAGAGGCUAUUUGUACCUGGGAAGACCAAUAAUUGUGUCACUUCAAAUUGAUUUGUGGCGUAAAUAACAUGGAGGAGAUAACAUAUUUGUGAAGAAUCACCAUCAAUGGAUGUAUUUCUCUUUACACAAAUGCUGCCUGUCCUGCCAGCCACAAUGGCGUACUGUGUGCGGUACCUAAAUAAUGUUACAUUCCAUCUUGUGAUGGAGAAAUACAUGCCUGACCAAUCUGCGAGGAUUGGAAGGCCAGUUCCAGACCCCCCUUUCUAUCUGUAUGACUUUUUUUUUCCUCUUUCGCUGCCAGCAUACUAGGUUCUCAGCGUGUACCAUGUAAUAGUAAUUUGACCAAAACAAUUAGUGGAUAAGUCGCCCUCUAUUUUAUUCUGAUGUCUUCAUUCCACUAUACUGCAUGACCAGCUGUCCUCCACUGCAUCAUUUCCUCCAGUCACUUCCUGUUUCCAGCAUUGUAAACUUCAUAGCAUUCCAUGUAAUUGAGAAAUGUCUUUUGUAAACAAAGAUUGACCCCUACAUUAAGCACUAAUGGGGCAGAUGCAGGAUUGUAGAUAGUGUACUGUGACAUUGCAGCCAACGACAGCAAAACAAUAGCUCGCUAAUCAGGUCACCAAAGAUGAACUUCACUGCCGCUAUUUAUUGCAUUUUUAUGUUGUUUUGGCAUUUUAGUGCCAUUUCAUGAUGCAUCCUGCUCAUAAUAUGAUGCUGGAGAGUAUGGGUAAGACUUGUAUGAAAACGAUGCUUCCUCGAAUAGCUUUUUGUAAGAGAUAGGAAAUAUUCAACUACUUUUGUGGUGCAUGUCUGGUUCACAUCCCUAGUAGCAUGCAUGUAGUAAGAAUGAUACUUACACACAAAACUAGUAAUAGAUAUUCAUAUCUUUAUCAUAUAAAUAUUUUUCUCUGUGAGACUACCAAUAUGUGCAAUAUUAUAAAUGCUUUUUUUUUAAGGUUGCAAGAUUUUGCAUAUAGUUUUCUAUGUUAGUAGGCUAAUACAUUAGGUGGAUUGUAUUAGCCCACUUUCAGGGUCUAAUACUAUCAAGGUUGUUCAUGUCUUCAUUUGGUUAAUAAUCUAGGGUGGGAGAGUGAAAUGCAUCAAUUAAAACGAGCUGCUCAAAGCACCACUUUUGGAUAUGGAGAAGAUCAAGCUUUAAAUAAUAAUCCCAGUUUUAAUUCUGAUCUAGGGUUUGCUUUCUUUUUCCCAUUAUAAUGUUUAAAUGUUGGGACGUUAUGGAUGUUAUUCUUGAGUAUUCUCAAGUCGUUUGUGCUUGAUUUUAAAAACCAAAUGCAAUCAAAAUUGGAGAUUUCUGGCUUGUAUUCCAUGUCUGUUAGCUAGGAGGCCAACUACAGUAUAUAUUAGUGUAAUCCAAAAAAUGACAAAUAUAACCUUUUAGCAGAUAUAUGCAUUUAAAAUGUCUUUGAAAUUCUUCAGUGAAAUUAUUGACCAAAAUUAUAAAUAUAAUGUCACCUCCACCUAAUAUCCACCUGCCACCGACUAGCGAUAGCAAGUAGCAAAUCAUGGUUAGUCAGUGUAUGUUAAAUUAAAUGCUAUUUGGCUAUUUACUAAAAAUGACAAGCCCUUCAGAAUGUGAAUUUUAGAGCUGUGCUCAGUGCUUUGUAGUGCUUUGUGAUAAAGGCUGUGUAAUCACUGCUUUACAAAUAUUGGUAACACUUUACGAUAAGGUUAAAUUUGUUUGCAUUAGUUAACAUUAGUCAACAUGAUCAAACAGUGAACAGUACUUUUACAGCAUUUACUAAUCUUGGUUAAUGUUAAUUUCAACAUAUACUAAUAAAUUGUUUAUAAGUAAACAUUGUAUAUGUUAACAUAAGUUAAUGAAUGAUGAACUAACAAGACCUAACAAAGAAA
Molecule: messenger RNA, 4569 nt
Organism: Myxocyprinus asiaticus (Chinese sucker)
Lineage: Eukaryota; Metazoa; Chordata; Actinopteri; Cypriniformes; Catostomidae
Gene: kcna2b
Product: potassium voltage-gated channel, shaker-related subfamily, member 2b
Exons: 3
Coding region: 787-2268 (493 amino acids)
Biological process (GO): potassium ion transmembrane transport; protein homooligomerization
Cellular component (GO): axon terminus; dendrite; voltage-gated potassium channel complex
Molecular function (GO): protein binding; delayed rectifier potassium channel activity
Source: RefSeq, a predicted model, not a curated record